CGCUUUUCCUAAUUUGAUCCGAUUUUAGACCAAUAAACAGAACUCGAAAAAAAUGCUACUCACUCUAGUACUCUUCUUUCUUUAGUUCUUAGCACUCUACUAGGGUUUAAGAACUAUUCACUUUUCACAAACUCUCUACUUCCCUUGUUCCCCAUUUCCAAUUCUCUUCCCUUCCACCACAACAACCACCGCCAUGCCUCUCUACCGCCUCCUCCUCCGCUCCCUCCGCCGCACUUCUCUCUCCUCCGCCGCCGCCACCACCAUCACACCACCCUCCUCUUUCCCCCACCUCCACCCUCACCCUUCAUUCUCUCUCCUCCACACUCGCAGCCUCGCCUUCUCCUCCGCCGAAGAAGCCGCUGCCGAACGCCGCCGCCGCAAACGCCGCCUCCGCAUCGAACCCCCUCUCCACGCCCUCCGCCGCGACCCCAACUCCCCUCGCCCUCCCCCUGAACCCAACGCCCGCCCUCUCCCCGACACCACCUCUGCUCUCACCGGGCCCCGCCUCAACCUCCAUAACCGUGUUCAAUCCCUCAUUCGUGCUGGUGACCUCGAUAACGCCGCUCUUCUUGCUCGACAAGCAGUGUUCUCUCGCACUCGUCCUACUGUAUUCACUUGUAACGCCAUUAUUGCUGCUAUGUAUAGAGCUCAGAGGUACGAUGAAGCUGUCUCUCUCUUCCAAUUCUUCUUUAAGCAGUCUAAUAUUGUACCCAACAUUGUUUCUUACAAUUUUUUGAUUGUUAGUCAUUGUGAGUGUAAAAGGGUUGAUGUGGGUCUUGAGAUUUAUAAGUCAAUUUUAGCUGAGGCACCGUUUAGUCCUUCUUCUGUUACUUUUAGGCAUUUGACUAAGGGGUUAAUUGAUGUUGGGAGGAUUGGGGAAGCUGUUGAUCUUCUUAGGGAGAUGCUUAAUAAGGGGCUCGGGGCCGAUUCGCUUGUUUAUAAUAAUUUGAUUAAAGGGUUUUUGGAUUUGGAUGAUUUUGAUAAGGCCAAUGAGUUUUUCGAUGAGCUUAAGGAGAGGUGUCUUGUGUAUGAUGGUGUUGUGAAUGCUACGUUUAUGGAGUGGUUCUUUAAUAAGGGAAGAGAGAAGGAGGCUAUGGAAUCGUAUCGGUCAUUGCUUGAUCUUCAGUUUAAGAUGACCCCUGCCACUUGUAAUGUGCUUCUUGAGGUGUUGCUUAAGUAUGCGAAGAAGAAAGAGGCGUGGGAGUUGUUUGAAUCGAUGUUAGAUAGACAUACUCCACCGAAUUUUCAGGCAGUGAAUUCGGAUAGUUUUAAUAUAGUGGUGAAUGAGUGUUUUAAGGAGGGGAAGUUUGAAGAGGCUGUUAGCACUUUUAAGAAGGUAGGCACCAAGAUGGGGUCAAGGCAGUUUGCUAUGGAUGUAGCUGGUUAUAACAAUAUUAUUGUUAGGUUUGCUGAACAUGGGAUGAUUCAGAAGGCGGAGGAGUUCUUUACGGAGCUAAAGUCGAAAUCUUUGAGCCCGGAUGUUACUGGUUAUAGAACCCUGAUUGAUACUUAUCUUAAGGAUCAAAGGAUUGAUGAUGCCAUGCGAAUGUUUGAGAUGAUGGUUGAAGCUAAUUUAAGAGUGAUUACAGCCUAUGCCAAUAGGUGGUUUACUGAAUUGAUUCAGAAUAAUAAAGCACUAGAAUGUUCACAAGUCUUGACAAAAAUGGGGGAAAGGGAUCCAAAACCUGAUUCAUCCACGUAUGAAAUUGUCAUCAAAGGGCUGUGUGGUGGUGGUGUAUUUGAUGUGUGUUUGAAUAUGGUUGGUCAGAUCAUGAAGUAUGGUGUUGGUGUCACUCCUUCACUUCGCGAGUUUCUGUUACAAGUGUUUGAAAAGGAGGGACGGAGAGAUGAGAUUGAAAGGAUCCUGGAUGAGAGGAGGCAGGGAAAUUUUCAGCAAUCUUACUCUCAGCCUUCAGGUUUUGCUAGACCUGCAGGACCAGGACAACAUCAACAACCUGUUGGUCCUCCUAGGUUUAGGCCACCAACUGGAUUUUCUGGGUCUGCUGGACCUACAAGGUAUUCGGGACAUCCUGAACCAACCGGACCUCUGUAUCAAAGAGGAUAUCCUGAACAUACCGGACCUCAGCAGCAAAGAGGAUAUCCUGAACCUACUGGACCUCCACAGCAAAGAGGACACUCUGAGCAAAGCUACCCUUUUAUUGGUAGUAGAUGAUUGUUGGUUGAGUUUGUCAAGUACUCAAGGAUAGAGUAACAACAGUAAUUUGGAUAGCUUUGAAUCCAAUGUCUAAUCUUGGCCUUCAAUUAUUGAGAAUUGUUUUGAUGAUAAAUGUCCAUGAAUAUUUUUUUUUUUUUGCGGGAAACUGCCAAGAAGAUAUUUUACAGUUGAAUGGUACAAUCGAUACAAGGAUAUGUUACAGGUGCUA
This is a messenger RNA of Chenopodium quinoa (quinoa), 2384 nucleotides long. Its product is annotated as pentatricopeptide repeat-containing protein At1g10270-like. Bases 194 to 2173 code for a protein of 659 amino acids. NCBI's taxonomy places the organism in Eukaryota, Viridiplantae, Streptophyta, Magnoliopsida, Caryophyllales, Amaranthaceae. Gene Ontology annotation, cellular component: chloroplast. The transcript has a single exon. Gene Ontology annotation, molecular function: protein binding. The record is from RefSeq and is a predicted model, not a curated record.